Messenger RNA from Brassica rapa (field mustard), 1582 nucleotides. Its product is annotated as short-chain dehydrogenase reductase 3c. Gene Ontology annotation, molecular function: oxidoreductase activity. NCBI's taxonomy places the organism in Eukaryota, Viridiplantae, Streptophyta, Magnoliopsida, Brassicales, Brassicaceae. The record is from RefSeq and is a predicted model, not a curated record.
CUAUUUAUUAAUUUUAGAAUUGAAUACAUUAAUACAUUUUCGAGAAAUCUGCUCAAGAUAAUAGAUUUUUAAAAAAUAUCUUAUGGUAUAAAAGCAGUUCCAUCUUUGAAUAUGUGAAAACAUAGAUUUUUAACAGAAUUUAAAAAUAAUAAAUUAAAUAUAAUCUAGUUAAUAAUUAAUUUUACACUUCAAAUAAUAGUGUUAACUAGAAAUCAACAGAUAGACAAAAGGUUUCUAAGAUUUUUUUGUUGAGGUUCUAAAACCAGAAUCAGUUCAUUUGUCUCUAUUUUCCUUUUUCAAUUUUUAUUUUAUUUUUUAAUAGUUACUAUAUAUUAGCUUAGAUCCUCCUCCAUUGAGGCUGUUCUAGACGACUAGACCUCAUUAUUAAAAAAAAUUCUGAGGACUAUAAUCAAUCAUACAAGUGUAUAUGGAUUUUUUGUUUGGUAAUAAAAAAAUAGUUAUAAUUUUACUACGAUUUUAUGUUAUUUUCUAUUUGAUAGAAUUUGAAGUAUAUAUUUGCAUUCAAAUACAAGUUUGAGUUAUUUUAGUAAAUCCCCCAUUUAUAGAAGUAACUGAGAAAUUCAACUCUGCAACGUAUUGGCGAAUACAUAUUACCCUUUGGAAUCCCCGCAUACACAUCCUUUGGAAUCCCUCAACAAUGUCGGAACUAAGACUGGAUGGCAAGAUCGUAAUUAUAACAGGCGGAGCCAGCGGUAUCGGAGCCGAGGCGGCUAGGCUAUUCACCGACCACGGAGCUAAAGUGGUCAUAGUCGAUAUACAAGAGGAGCUAGGCCAAAACGUCGCCGUUUCCAUCGGGAAAGAGAGAGCCAGUUUCUACCGUUGCGACGUAACAGAGGAGACAGAAGUGGAGAACGCCGUCAAGUUCACCGUCGAGAAGCACGGAAAGCUCGACGUUCUUUUCAGCAACGCCGGCGUCUUGGACCCGCGGGGAAGCAUCCUCGACUUGGAUCUUGACCGGUUCGACCGCAUCAUGGCGGUUAACGUGCGCGGCGCGGCUGCGUUUAUCAAACACGCGGCACGUGCGAUGGUGGAGAAAGGCACGCGUGGGUCUAUCGUGUGUACGACGAGCGUGUCUUCGGAGAUUGGUGGCGGGAGACGUCACGGGUACACGGCGUCUAAACAUGGACUGCUCGGGCUGAUCAGAACGGCGUGUGGGGAGCUGGGGAAGUAUGGGAUUAGAGUCAACGGUGUGGCACCGUACGCGCUCGCGACGCCGUUGACUAGCCAUGACGAGGAAACGGCGAGGCAGGUGGAGGAAGAAUUCGCGGCCAAGGGGGUGCUCAAGGGUGUGGUGCUUAACGCUCGCCACGUGGCGCAAGUGGCUCUGUUUUUGGCUUCUGAUGAGUCGGUUUAUGUCAGUGGUCAGAAUUUGGCGGUGGAUGGAGGUUAUAGUAUGUGUCGUUCAGGCAAUGUUCAAAUUUAGAGAAACAUUAAUAAUUGAAUCAGUCAAAAAAAAGAUAAUAAUUGAACGUGAAAACUUUUGUCAUUUUCCUCUUUUUUCUGCUGUAAUAAUAACUGAUAUGAUUGGGAAUAAGAGUAAGAAAUCGUAAUAAUAGACUAA